Lathyrus oleraceus (garden pea) is the source of this 699-nucleotide messenger RNA. RefSeq lists its product as uncharacterized. Lineage: Eukaryota; Viridiplantae; Streptophyta; Magnoliopsida; Fabales; Fabaceae. Bases 146 to 355 code for a protein of 69 amino acids. The transcript has a single exon. The record is from RefSeq and is a predicted model, not a curated record.
GGAUCCUUUCUAUCUCAUUUCCUUUUUAUGUCCCCAUUAUAAUUUCAACUUUUUUUUAUGUCAUUAUGUCUUUACAAACGUUACAACCAUAGUUUAAAUAGACACUAAAACAAGAGACCAAAGAGAAACAAACACAUAAGAAGACAUGGCAGAUUGGGGUCCUAUUUUUGUGUCAGUGGUGCUCUUCAUUCUCUUGACUCCUGGAUUGCUUUUUCAAAUACCUGGUAGAGGAAGGUUUAUAGAGUUUGGAAACUUUCAAACUAGUGGAUUGUCUAUACUCAUUCAUGCUAUGCUCUACUUUGCUCUUGUUUGCAUCUUCUUCUUAGCUAUUGGAAUUCACAUGUAUGCGGGUUGAUUAGUAGCAAUCUCGAAAAAACAUGAAUUGUGGAAUUAUAUAGAAUGUAUUGUCAAGUUUGUUUAGUUUGAAUUUAGAUGUAUAUUAGAAGAAAAUUGAAUCAACCAUUAAAUUUAAAGAAGAAAAUGAUGAAGUUUGUCGCUAAGUAAGAUAAAUGUCAUCUUUUUCUUCGAUAAAUUUUGGUCGUUAAUUCAGUUUUUUCUUAUAUAUAUAGUGUGCCUAAUUUUGGUUGGAUUAUGAUGCUUUUAGUUUAUGUAUUUUUCUUAUCUUUUCAUGUUUUGAUAUUGAUUAAGUUUAAUGCUGCAAUAACAAUUGAUUUAUGAAUAUUGUAUUUCAUGCUUUUA